Molecule: messenger RNA, 366 nt
Organism: Cajanus cajan (pigeon pea)
Lineage: Eukaryota; Viridiplantae; Streptophyta; Magnoliopsida; Fabales; Fabaceae
Source: RefSeq, a predicted model, not a curated record
AUGGUCACUCGCUCAAAGAACAACAUUCACAAACCAAAAAGAGCCUUCAGUGUCUCAAAACACCCACUCCAUGAGAACCUUGAACCAUCUACUGUAAGAGAGGCUAUGAAAUAUGAUCAUUGGAGGCAAGCCAUUUCCGCUGAAUUUGAUGCACUCAUACGGAAUGGCACAUGGUCAUUAGUACCACCACCGAAAAGUCAUAAUAUAGUUGACUGUAAAUGGAUUUUUCGUGUAAAACGAAAAUCUAAUGGUUCCAUAGAAAAAUAUAAGGCACGUCUUGUUGCAAAGGGGUUCACUCAAUGUGCCGGUGUGGACUUCCAUGAGACUUUUGCACCAGUGGUGCAUCCACAAACAAUCAAACCUUAG